GUGAGACAGGGACCUACCCCAGUGUGUGUAAGCAGUCCCCAGCCGUCCCGCCCAAGGCCCCACCCAAGUACACCGGGGAAUGUAUCCAGGAGGAGCAGGAGGAGAUCAGUGGUAGCAACAGCCCCUGGUCCUGGUUGCCUUUCAGAGGGCACUGCUACAGCUUCGUCAUUAACGACAUAGAGUGGGCUGACGCCUCCACCAGCUGUAAACGUAAAGGGGCGUCUCUGGUGAGCAUCGAGGAUCCUGAAGAACUCCGCUUCAUAAAGAGCAACCUGGAGUUUCUGAAAGACAGCUACUCCUCCUUCUGGAUUGGCCUGUACAAAACACACCUAGGUCAGUGGAAGUGGCAUGACCAAACACUGCUGGACUACAUUAACUGGGCAGAGGGACAGCCUCAGGACUCUUCCUAUGUCUAUGGAUAUAUGCUAUCCUCCGAUGGGACCUGGAGCACUUCCCCCAUGUGGGAUGAUAAACCAUACAUCUGCAAGAAGCCCAAAGAAACACCACCAACACAUGUGUCUCUGAAGGCAGGUCAGAGGCGUGUGUAUUCAGGCCUGGCAGUGGUGGUGGUAUUGGCUACCAUGUGUCUGAUGGGCUUCACAGCCUUAAUGCUCUACAAGAAGACCGGCCGUCCCCUGCCCUCCUUCACCAACCCCCUGGUCUUCAGCGCAGGCCGGAGUACCUUCGACAACCCCCCUCUACACGGAGCCCGUCACCGAGGUUGACCCCAGCAUGGUGGACACUAGCCAGCUGGUUAACCAUAUGGAGGCUCAGCCAAUGAUCACUUUGUGAUUGGAGAGAG
Molecule: messenger RNA, 802 nt
Organism: Oncorhynchus masou masou (cherry salmon)
Lineage: Eukaryota; Metazoa; Chordata; Actinopteri; Salmoniformes; Salmonidae
Product: macrophage mannose receptor 1-like
Exons: 6
Molecular function (GO): signaling receptor activity
Source: RefSeq, a predicted model, not a curated record